AUGCUACGCACCCGCUUCGUACACGCUUUACGCCCGCGGUUGGCUCGCCUCGCUAGCACCUCCACGCCGCCGCCGUCUGGGCUAUGCCGCGCUGUGCUCGGCCUUGGUGCCGGUGUUCUACUCACAUCAGCAUUCUUCCUCACGCGUCCAACGCAAGCCAACUCGCUCAUCAGCAAACAGCAAGUCGGUACAAGUACCGUGCCCGUCCAUGACCCUCCCGCAAAGGGAAUCAAGGUGGGCGCAGGCACGCUUGCGAAGGAACUGCGUGAGGCCUUGGGCGACGCGAACGGAAGACUGGACACGGUCUCGACAGACCCAGAGGUGUUGCACAUACAUGGUUACAGCGAGAACGACUACCACCCAGGUUCCGCUCCGACCGUCGUUGUCUUCCCGCGCUCGACUACCGACGUCGUCGCAAUAGUCAAAUUCGCGAAUAAAUAUCUCAUCCCAGUCGUCACCUACGGCGGCGGCACGUCGCUUGAAGGACACUGGCGCGCACCGUCAGGCGGAGCCAUAUGUGUUGAUAUGCGAGACAUGGACAAGAUACUCGAGAUUCACGAGGAAGAUUCAGAUCUCGUCUGCCAGCCCGGCGUCGGCUGGAUGGAGAUCAAUGCUGAACUCGAGCGGCGUGGUAUACCGCUCUUCUUUCCUAUUGACCCCGCACCAGGGGCAUCCAUCGGCGGAAUGGUCAGCACGGGAUGCUCUGGUACCAAUGCAGUGAGAUAUGGGACAGCAAAGGGCGAGUGGUUUCUGAAUGUCACUGUUGUACUCCCGUCCGGCGAGGUUAUCAAGACACGCCAGCGAUCGCGCAAGAGCAGUGCGGGCUUUGACACUACGAAGCUCUUCAUUGGCGCUGAGGGCACGUUAGGGAUUAUCACUGAGGUGACUAUCCGCCUAGCACCAAUUCUCCCGACGACAGUUGCUGUUGUGCAAUUCCCUGAUGUUCGUGCCGCAACUGAGGCGGUGCGGGAGAUCGUAAACUCAGGCGUCGGAAUACAAUGCGUUGAGCUCUGCGACGACGCAUUCAUGCGCUCGACGAACCUGUACGGACAGAGCACACGGAAAUGGCCUGAAAAAGACUCGCUCUUUAUCAAGCUGCAGGGGUCGACGCCUACGAUCAUGGAAGAAGGGCGCAGCAUCGUCGAGAAGAUCUGCACGGCUCACGGCGGGACGGACUUUACAUGUGCCUCGUCAGACGCUGAGGCGAAUGCACUUUGGUCGGACCGGAAAAAUGCGCUAUACUCAGGUCUGGCUCUGGUUGAGGGGAGCCGGGGAUGGAGCACCGAUGUCUGCGUACCCGUGAGUAAGCUCCCCCAGCUUGUAUAUGAGACGAAGCAGGAUAUCGAGAGCAGCGGAUUGGUGAGUACAAUUGUCGGACAUGUCGGCGACGGCAACUUCCAUGCACUGUUGCUGUUCAAAAGUGAAGAGGAGCUUGCGAUCGCGCGUGGCCUUGUACACAGGAUGGUCGAGCGUGCAAUACGGCUUGAUGGCACAUGCACUGGCGAGCAUGGUGUUGGGAUUGGGAAACGUGAAUAUCUAUAUGAAGAGCUUGGUGCGGGCACAGUCAGGCUUAUGAAGACAAUCAAGCAUGCGCUUGACCCAUAUAACCUAUUCAACCCUGGAAAAGUAUGCUCUCUUUUUUGUGGUGAGCUAUAUGCUGAUACAUGCACAGCUCUACCCAGAUUCUCCUGGAGAUGA
Molecule: messenger RNA, 1698 nt
Organism: Phanerochaete carnosa HHB-10118-sp
Lineage: Eukaryota; Fungi; Basidiomycota; Agaricomycetes; Polyporales; Phanerochaetaceae
Exons: 12
Coding region: 1-1698 (565 amino acids)
Biological process (GO): lactate catabolic process
Cellular component (GO): mitochondrion
Molecular function (GO): FAD binding; D-lactate dehydrogenase (cytochrome) activity; D-lactate dehydrogenase (NAD+) activity
Source: RefSeq, a predicted model, not a curated record